Messenger RNA from Trematomus bernacchii (emerald rockcod), 2366 nucleotides. Its product is annotated as carcinoembryonic antigen-related cell adhesion molecule 5-like. The record is from RefSeq and is a predicted model, not a curated record. The coding region runs from base 41 to 1729 and encodes 562 amino acids. NCBI's taxonomy places the organism in Eukaryota, Metazoa, Chordata, Actinopteri, Perciformes, Nototheniidae. The transcript has 10 exons.
GCCGAGCUGAAGGACUGUGAUCCCAUUUUUAGGUUGUUUUAUGUUAUUGCAGGAAAACAUGGAAAAAGCUGUGAUACACUUCAUCAUCCUGGGAGUCAUCUCAGGUUUAACUGAAGGAGCUGGUGUGCUGCCAGACAGUCUGAAUGCAGCUGUGGGAGGGAAAGUGAUGUUCACCACAACACUAACUCCAGGAACACCAUUUCAAUCAGUGACCUGGAAAUUUGGUGCUGAAGAUAUGUUUACUUGGAAUGUUAAAAACUUCACCGAACCAGAGUAUGAAGACAGGAUCACUUUUAUCAUGUCUACUGGAUCUCUGGAGCUCAAGAACCUGAGUCUAAAUGACAGUGGAGAAUACUCAGUAUCCAUUUUACUACCUGGAGAACGACCACAGACAGGGACCACAAUACUGAACAUAAAAGAGCCAGUUUCCAAUGUAACCGUAACUUCAGAACCAACAGAGCUGGUGGAGUUCAGCUCUGUCAGUCUGUCCUGCUCCUCCUCUGGAUCCCCUCUCUCUUUCCUCUGGCUGAACAGCAGCUCUGAGGUUACAGGAAGUGACAGAGUUCAGAUCACUGAUGGGAACUCCACUUUAACUAUAAAUAAUGUGACGCGCUACGAUAAGGGACCAUUCAGCUGUCAGGUGACGAAUCUUGUCAGUGAGGGAACCAGUGAUGCAGUAACCCUACUCAUCAUCUUUGGCCCAGAAAAUACAAAUCUGAUAAUAUCUCCAUCACAAGAAUACUAUGACGAAGGAUCAGACAUCAUCCUGACGUGCUCAGCUGACUCCGGACCUCCUGCCUUUGUUCAGUGGUUUCUGAACGGAGCCCUGAUGUCUGAUACUGGAUCAGAUCUCAGUCUGAUGAACGUUCAUAUCAGUCAGAGUGGGAAAUACAGCUGUCAGGCCUUCAACAACAAAACUCUGAUGAAUCAAACAUCUCGGACUGUAGCUGUCUCUGUACGAAGAUCACCAGUCUCCAAUGUAACAGUAACCUCCAGCAGCACAGGGCUGGUGGAGUUCAACAGCUCCGUCAGUCUGUCCUGCUCCUCCUCUGGAUCUUUCCCCUCUUUCCUCUGGCUGAACAGCAGCUCUGAGGUUACAGGAAGUGACAGAGUUCAGAUCACUGAUGGAGGAUCCACUUUAACUAUAACUAAUGUGACCCGCUAUGACCAGGGACCCUUCAUGUGUCAUGUGUUCAAUCUUUUCAGUGAGGGAAACAGUGCUCCACUAAACCUCACCAUCUACCAUGGCCCAGAAAAUACUAUUUUGACAAUAUAUCCGACAAAAGAGCACCAUCAGGAAGGAUCAGACAUCGUCCUGUCCUGCUCAGCUGACUCCGGACCUCCUGCCCAGUUUAAGUGGUUUCUGGAUGGAGACCUGCUGUCUGAUGGACCAGAGCUCAAACUGAUGAACGUUCAGCAAAACCAAAGAGGAAACCACAGCUGUCAGGCCUUUAAUGACAAAACUCUGAGAUAUGAGACGUCUCAGCCUUCAGUUGUUUCUGUGGUACCACCAGGCUGUUCGGGUGGUUGCAUCGCUGGAAUAGUAAUCGCUGUUUUAGUCGUCAUUGGAGCUGUCGGUGGAGGAGGGUACUACGUUUAUAGCACAAAAAAACAACAACAAAGCAGUAACACAAUCAGAAACAACAACAAAGCUGAACCACCAUCUGAUAAUAAAGAACUAGAAGAGGAUGUGUAUGAGAACACUUCAGCGAUAUACGAGAAUGAAUAGACUCAGCCGUCUUCUUUGUGCUGAAGGCCGUUCAGAGAUAAGAAGAGCUUCACAACAUAAUGACAAGGCAGCCCUAAAUGUGAUCACAUUUAGGGCUGUCUGGACAGCAUAUCAACAGACUCUAGCAACGGCGCAUAUGAUUAUACAAUCAGACAAGUGCGAUAAAAAACAUAACCCUAUGAGAGACGUUCUGCAGCAGGUCUGGAUUUAAAAUGUGUCCGACAGGCUGGUAUAAAACCUAAUUAAAGUAAACAAAAAAAAAGUUUAAAAGGAUGUAAGGACCAGUAUGAAUGAAUAAAUAAAAGAAUGAAUGUUUGAACUAAGUUUCGACAUCAUGAAUAGACUAAUCUUUAAUUUCUUGUGUUAGAUUCAGCUCUUAUCUUAUGGCCUUUUCUUGUUUUUGUUUGUCUGCGUUUUUUGAAUGUUUAUUUGCGUUUAUGAAUUUAGUUUUGAAAAGGUAUUGAAAAGGAAUGUUGAUACCAUCAAUUAAAGGUCCCAUGACAUGCUUUACAAUUUAUUACCCGUCCCCUUGUGUGUUAUGUAGCUUGUUAUGCAUGUAAACGGUCUGCAAAGUCAAAAACCCUCAAAUUACACCCUGUAGCGAGUAAAACUCUAACACAGAAAAUACCUGUCUAUG